UAAACCAGAAGAAUUUACAGACAAAAUAAAAAUUAUUGACAAAAAUUUUGUUCCAUCAGAAAUAGAUUCAAUUAUACGUUUUAUGUGUCAAAAUUACAAAGUUACUCGAUCAUUGGACACAUCUGAAAAGUUAGUGGAAUGGAUACCAUAUUCUCAGUUUACAAAUGUAAAAGAAAUAGCAAGAGGAGGAUUUGGAGUCAUAUAUCUUGCAACUUGGGCUCAAAAAAGUAUCAUUUUAAAAAAAUUCAAAAAUUCUCAAAAAACUAGCAGAUAUUUUUUAAAUGAGUUAAAAUCAAAUCAAUAUUGUUAUGAAAUUAGACAUCAUAUUAUUAGAGUUCAUGGCGUUACAAAAGAUCCUAAAUUAGGUGAAUAUAUGUUAAUUAUGCAAUAUGCAUCAGGAGGAGAUUUACAUAAAUGGUUGCAAAAAAGUUUUGCAAAUAUUACGUGGAAUAAAGAAAAAUUAAUUAUUUUAUGGCAAAUUUCAGAAGGACUUGAAACUAUUCAUAAAGCUGAUUAUAUACAUCGAGAUUUUCAUAGUGGAAACAUAUUAUAUGAUUUAUUUCACAAUAAUUCAAUACAAGAAAAAUAUAAAGAAAGACAUCAAUGGUUAAUUGGAGACCUAGGAUUAUCACAACCCACAAAUAAUACAUCAUCGAAUAAUGAAAUAUAUGGAGUAAUACCUUAUAUUGCACCAGAAAUAUUUAAAGGAUCUUCAUUUUCUAAAGAAUCAGAUGUUUAUGGUAUGGGUAUGAUUAUGUGGGAACUCACAACAGGUUGUAAACCUUUUGCCAAUGUUGAACAUGAUAUCAAUCUGAUUUUUAAAAUCUUUGAUGGAGAACGACCUGAAAUUACAGAAGAUACACCUGAAUGUUAUGCAAAUUUAAUGAAAAGUUGUUGGGAUCCUGAUCCCAAAAAAAGACCAUCAGCAAAAAAGAUUCGGAAUACUUUUGGUAGUUGGUCUUUCAGAAAUAAGCAUAACGAUAUAUUUAAUAAAGCUGAAUUAAAAAGAAGAGAGUUAAUAGAAUCACAAAAGCUUGGUCCUGAGUUUGCUAAAAAACCACAUCCAAGAGCUAUUUAUACAAGUAGACCACUAAGCUUUUUCAUUUCUAAAUGUUCAUCGAAUUCAUCACAAGGUUAUAAUUACAUUUCAGAAGAACAAGGAUUUGAUAUAGACGUUGAAAGUUAUACUAGUAAGUCCUUAAGUGUACCUGUAACUUCUUUAGGGAAGCGAAAUAUUGAAGAAUUAAAUAUAGAAGAAACUAAUAAUGAUAACGGAAAACAUGUUAAACUCGUGUAUAGAAAUAUUGAAUAAUUUAAUGAGCAUACAUAGUUUGAAGUUAUUUAAUUAUU
Rhizophagus irregularis DAOM 181602=DAOM 197198 is the source of this 1350-nucleotide messenger RNA. NCBI's taxonomy places the organism in Eukaryota, Fungi, Glomeromycota, Glomeromycetes, Glomerales, Glomeraceae. The record is from RefSeq and is a predicted model, not a curated record.